CUUCGUUAGCACGCACAAGCGUUGCCAUGGAAGUACGAUACGAGGAACGAAGGGACAAUGGUAUCGGCAGCUCCCGUGCGUCACAGCAAUGGCUGGCGUCGUUGAGUCAGCCGCCGCCGUCGACGACGACAGCUGCAUCGUCUCAGCGAGACGAGAACCCUACCUGGUUGCGCGAACCUCCAUCUCAUCUAGCCCCGGCUCCUUUGGCGUUGACUGCCUCGUCCACUGUCGUCCUUGUCCCCAAUCCCAAGCAACACGCCCUGCCCGAACAACAAACACACAUCCUACCCGACGCUUCGCAAGUGGUUGGCUCCCACACAUGGAAAGUGGCCGCGUACAAGGACGCGUUGACCCGCAAGCUGCCGCUGGUCGGUCGCUGCAGCUUCAUCCAGCACGGGCUGUGUCACGUGUGCACAGCCACGGCCACGACCAACACGAACCCCGCGCUCGUGCUCAACGUAUGUCCGCACUUUGACUUCGGGCAUUCGGUCUGUGUCGUGCACUUUGAGCAGUUGACACGCACGUUGGUGUCCAGCAUGCUGGAACAAGGGGGCGGCGGCGGCGUCCCGGCGUGUCCCGUCUGUCUGCAUGGAUGCAUAUGCGCCGUGUGCACCCGCGUCUUAACCACACAAAUCGAGCUAUACGACGCAUACCGAGCAUCGACGUCUACCUCAAGAGGUCCGUCAGAGUAUCAAGGAGACGUCGCCGCCAACAGUCUAUCACCACCCUGGCUACACCCGAACGCGACGAGUAGUGGCGACGUUUCAGUCCGCCAAGCAUCCAUCACAACCUCCGCGACUCGAGAGCGAACCACGUCCACACGACCAACACCCCCAUCAUAUCAUGGCUUGAUCGACGCCGACAACCUCUCGGAUGCUGCGAGCGCACAACUUUGGCGGCGCAAGCCGUCGUCGUUGUUGCCGCCGAUGAUGCAAGCCGACGCCAAACAAGCCACGGACGAGUUGGUGCGGCGCGUUGGACCGGACAGUGUCACAGGGUUUUCCCCGUCGUCGAAGGCCACCCACCAUCCCACCACUCGAGCCGGCGAGCAUCCGGAUGGUACGGGUGUCGUGCCGUCGUAUCCGGACGUGGGGCCCGCUCAGAGAAGAUGGGAAAGCCACCCAGCUCACGACGAAGCCAAACAUACCCAAGAUGACGACAAUCAUGUUUCAAGGGAUAGUGGUCUUAUUGAUGGAGCUGCUGUUACUGCAGACGAAAAGAAAUCACCGGCGGCGGCGAUGCUGCCCCUUCAAUCGUUCAAGGAAACCCAGCGAAAGCAGCAAGCCGGCAUUGUCCAGCAGCCCAAAGCUGCAUCCAAAGCGAUCGCCCCGACCACGACAUUAACAGCCCACGGGGGGAAGCAAGGGGGGGGGGGCAUGGCAGCCGAGCCAAAGGGGGGCCUUGCGAUCGCCCCCAAACAAGCAUCGAAAGACAUUGGGGGGACGACUAGUCAUACUGCACUCAAACGAAGUGCCGCAAAAGCACACGAACGUGGCGCGUUACCGGCCACGAAAGAAAAUGGAAGGCCCACAAGUACGGCUAAACCUUGGACAAAUCACGUGAAUGCAAUGCCGACGACUCGUACAACGACGACGACGACUGGGGGGGAUGAACGAGUAUCCAAGGCGGGUGUCCCCACCACCAUACAAAGUAUCGAUCGUCAUGCUGUUGACAAUAGCCUGAGGGGCAGCAGCAGCACUACUACUACUCUGGACCAAGCUAUUUGUUCCAAGCAAACCCCUCGGCUGAACCCUGCCAGUACAACAACUACAACCACAGAACAAGCUGGCGGUAGUAAUGUGUGGGGUAUUGCGGCGGCAAUCCCAUCGAAAUCACAGGAAACACCACCGCCACUCCAGGCCAAACACAUGACGGAACCUCGUCGCAAGACGCCAGUCCCAUCGUCACAGAUCAGUACAACCAACGUGCAACCAUCGGCAAAGACUACUACGCAGCCCGUGAUAAACGCGUCAGCCGUUGAAAGAACGCGCACGGUGAACCCUAAACCAUCUACCCCCCUAUUGGGUCACAACAAGACUACAUUGGACGACCCACGGGUGGACAAGCCAAACAGCGCGCAGACCACGAUUCUUCAACCAACAGAGCAACCGCCGGCCAAAACCCCAGCAGAACUAGGCACACGACUAGUAGUUGUCCAUGAAGCCGCCAUCCAACACGUCGUGGACAGCCCGUCGCCUAGUAUUCCUACUAGUAGUAGUACUAAUCCGACGCCACGACCACCACCACUGGGUCAGAGCUCGUCGAUCGCGUUCUUGCGGGAAUCGGCAGCCACCGGCACCACCAAGGCGUGGACCAUCGAUCGAGCCAAAGAGCUGGCGGCAGAAGUCCAAGCUAGCCUAGUUAACACUGACAACCUGGUUAAGCAGUGGAUGUCGGACAAGAAAAAGCAGGCGGGCGCGGGGACUAGUAGUUCCGCACCAAACCCACUCCAAGUAGUGCCACCACGCCAUGACAAAGCAACCAGUCAACCAAGCAAAAGAAACGCGAGCGAUCCAGUCAGCACCACCACUGGAUCGACAAGCAAAAAAGCCACAAGUACACCCCCAUUGACAACAGCAACAACCGCCAAGCCAGACCUCACCGCGACCUCGGUCGUGUACAAGCGCCGGCCACGGACCGUCGCAAGCAGCAUUGGUAGUACUACUAGUAGUAGUAGUAGUAGGGCCACAACGAACGAGAACGCAGACACGUCUUCUGGGCUGUUGUCGUCCAAGGACGUACCGGCGAUGGCGAAAAGUGCGACGCUGAACGGAAGCGGUGACGUUGUCGCGUCGACACGGGGCAACCUCGUCGGACGACCAUCACUCGCCAAACGUGAUGAGAAUGAUGAUAAUGGAGCCUCGCAGCAGCAGCCCCCGCCGCCUGUGAAGCGACUCAAACGAACGGACGACGACGGCGCUGCGGUUUCCGCAACACGUGAUCGGGCCGUUCGAACGCGCCGAACGGCCGCCCCUGCGCUCCUCAAUGCACACGACGGCACCAACGACCCAGGAAUCGCCCAGACAAGCACAACAAUGUUAGCCAGUAGUAGUCCCAGUGGUGCUGCUGCUGCCGCUGGUUCAGGUAGUACCACCACCAAAACCAUCGGCAAUGCAAUGUCGUUGGAAGGAGGUCCGCCGUCCAGUGUCACAGAGUCCAACAACCCUCGCAAACGUCCUGCUAGCGAGACUUGUGAAACGACCAAGCGUGGCCGGCCUCGUCGAGGCGACCAAACAGCAGCAGCAGCAGCAGCCGUAGCUGUAGCUGUAGCCAUCGCGGCUUCUACUACUGCAUCAUCAUCUUCGUCGUCAAUGCGAAAAGGAGUCGACACGCAUGAUGGCGUGGCAGAGCUAGUGGCUAGCGCCACCACACCAACUAGUCGACGUCCUGCGAGUAGCAAGAAAAAGGCCAAGCGGAGCCACGACGACGAUGAGGACGACGAAGCCACGUCACCAUCAGCUCCAGGCAAACGAGUCACAAUCAAGCGGGAAACCCCCGUGGACGACGAUGUGAAAAUUGAAAGCGACGACGACGACGAUGUCGACACCAACUUGGACUUUUGCAGCAUCUGCAAGCAAGACGGCGACUUGGUCUGCUGCGACGUGUGUCCGCGGUCGUUCCAUUUGACUUGCUUGAACAAACGAGAAGACCAACUGCCCCUCGACACGUGGCAGUGCCACGAGUGCCAACACAAUCUGUCCGACACGCACGUUCAAAAAGUAUGCCGUGACCUGACCAAGCUGCGCAACAAGGCAUUGACGAUGCGCAGCAUUCUCACGGGUAUUUGCAGCCAUCCGUUUGCGAAACCGUUUUUGGCACCCGUGGCCGACGUCGAGUACUACGAUGACGUGGUGGAGUAUCGCAUGGACUUGAGCGAAGUGUCGAGUCGGCUAGAUCGACACGAAUAUGACGGCGAUGACCUCGUGUCGAAUGCGUUUGUGAGGGAUGUUCAGCUGGUGUGGGACAACUGCCGCCUCUUUAACGACGACAACUCGGGGCUGGCCAGAGCUGCCAACACCCUGGACGCCGACUUUCACAAAAUGCUCCAAGCGGCGGCGGCCACCAAAAACAGUCGAGGCGCCAUCCGAACCAAAAAGCAAUAGUAUAUUAUAUAUAUAAGGCUCAGAAUACAAAGUUAUGCUCGAAGCGAUCCAUAUUGGAUUCGUA
Aphanomyces astaci is the source of this 4167-nucleotide messenger RNA. RefSeq lists its product as hypothetical. The transcript has 4 exons. Gene Ontology annotation, cellular component: histone acetyltransferase complex. Lineage: Eukaryota; Oomycota; Saprolegniomycetes; Saprolegniales; Verrucalvaceae. The record is from RefSeq and is a predicted model, not a curated record. Gene Ontology annotation, molecular function: histone H3 acetyltransferase activity; protein binding. The coding region runs from base 27 to 4103 and encodes 1358 amino acids. Gene Ontology annotation, biological process: positive regulation of transcription by RNA polymerase II; chromatin remodeling.